GGGAGGAGAAGGGAGCGAGGGGAGGGGUAUUGACGCCAUUUUCGGCGGCUGACGGGGAGCCGGGGACGCGGGUCUCGGAGGUUCGGGACGGGUCGGGCUGAUCGCCGCUCGGGACCCGUUUGGCCGAGGCCGGGAGCACCGGGGGCGAGGGGGCCCCGGACGAGGAUGCGCCGGGGCGGCGGCGGCUGCGGCUGCGGCGGCCGGACCUGCCUCCCUCGCUAGUGACCGACUGACAGACGGACGGCCCCACAGCCCUCCCCGGGCGCUCGAGGGGCUUGACGGCUGCUCCCGAGCUCGGGGACCGGCGGCCCCGCCGGCCGGCCCUUUGUUCGCAAUCCUCCCGUCCUUGGCCCCCUAGCCGGCGGAUCUAGGCGGCGGUCCCAGCCCCCUCCCCCCUUGUCAGCCCGCCGGGAGCGCGGCCACCGCAGGAGCAGGACGAAUGUAUGACAACAUGUCCACAAUGGUGUACCUAAAGGAAGACAAGUUGGAGAAGCUCACCCAGGAUGAAAUCAUUUCUAAGACAAAGCAAGUGAUUCAGGGACUGGAAGCUCUGAAGAAUGAACACAAUUCUAUCUUGCAAAGUUUACUUGAGACACUUAAGUGUUUGAAGAAAGAUGAUGAGAGCAAUCUGGUGGAAGAGAAGUCGAACAUGAUUCGCAAGUCACUGGAGAUGUUGGAGCUUGGGCUGAGUGAGGCACAGGUAAUGAUGGCCUUGUCAAACCAUCUAAAUGCGGUUGAAUCAGAGAAACAGAAAUUGCGUGCCCAAGUACGCCGUCUAUGCCAGGAAAAUCAGUGGCUGCGGGAUGAGUUAGCUAACACACAGCAGAAGUUACAAAAAAGUGAGCAGUCUGUGGCUCAGCUGGAGGAAGAAAAGAAACAUCUGGAAUUCAUGAAUCAGUUAAAAAAAUACGAUGAUGACAUUUCUCCAUCAGAGGACAAAGACAAUGAUUCUACCAAAGAACCUCUGGAUGACCUUUUCCCCAAUGAUGAAGAUGACCCAGGUCAAGGAAUUCAACAGCAGCAUAGCAGUGCAGCUGCUGCUGCCCAACAAGGGGGCUAUGAAAUUCCAGCACGACUUAGAACUCUUCAUAACCUCGUUAUUCAGUAUGCUUCCCAAGGUAGAUAUGAGGUUGCUGUACCAUUGUGCAAACAAGCACUAGAAGAUCUUGAGAAGACUUCUGGUCAUGAUCACCCUGAUGUUGCCACCAUGCUAAAUAUCUUGGCUCUGGUAUACAGAGAUCAGAACAAAUACAAAGAUGCAGCUAAUCUGCUAAAUGAUGCACUGGCUAUCCGUGAAAAAACCCUGGGCAAAGAUCAUCCGGCGGUGGCAGCAACUCUGAAUAAUCUUGCAGUGCUCUAUGGUAAAAGAGGGAAGUACAAAGAAGCUGAGCCUUUGUGUAAGAGAGCCCUGGAGAUCAGAGAGAAGGUUUUGGGAAAAGAUCACCCAGAUGUUGCCAAACAGUUAAAUAAUUUGGCCUUACUCUGCCAGAACCAGGGCAAAUAUGAGGAGGUAGAAUAUUAUUAUCAAAGAGCUCUUGAGAUCUACCAGACAAAACUGGGACCAGAUGACCCCAAUGUGGCCAAAACAAAAAAUAAUUUGGCAUCCUGCUACCUGAAGCAAGGGAAAUUCAAGCAGGCUGAAACACUAUACAAGGAGAUUCUCACUCGUGCACAUGAGAGAGAGUUUGGCUCUGUAGAUGAUGAAAAUAAACCCAUUUGGAUGCAUGCUGAGGAGAGAGAAGAAUGCAAAGGAAAACAAAAGGAUGGGACAUCUUUUGGGGAGUAUGGCGGCUGGUACAAAGCUUGCAAAGUUGAUAGUCCAACUGUGACAACUACCUUAAAGAACCUUGGAGCACUUUAUAGACGUCAAGGCAAGUUUGAAGCUGCUGAAACAUUAGAGGAAGCAGCCAUGAGGUCUCGAAAACAGGGUCUUGACAAUGUUCACAAACAGAGAGUAGCUGAAGUGCUAAAUGACCCUGAGAGCACAGAAAAAAGAAGAAGCCGAGAAAGUCUCAAUGUUGAUGUGGUAAAGUACGAGAGUGGUCCUGAUGGAGGGGAGGAAGUGAGUAUGAGCGUAGAGUGGAACGGGGAUGGCACUGGAUCUUUAAAGCGCAGUGGUUCCUUUAGCAAACUUCGGGCUUCAAUUAGACGCAGCAGUGAGAAGCUGGUUAGAAAGCUGAAGGGAGGAAGUUCACGAGACAGUGAACCAAAGAAUCCUGGCAUGAAGCGUGCCAGCUCUCUGAAUGUUCUUAAUAUGGGUGGCAAGGCUGCUGAAGAUCACUUUCAAGAACGAAAUAAUUGUCUGACAGACUCGAGAGUUCUGAGUGCCAGUCACACUGACUUAGCCCAUUGAGGUGCUGGGACUGAAGCUAGCUAUUAACGAAGCACUGAGACUCUCAAAGCUUUGGUUCCUCGUCACUCUUGUUAGGAACAUGUAGAUUAGAGGUUCCCUUGCAAAGGACUCUGAUUUUUUAUAUUUCUAAAAAAUGACUUUUAAAAUGUAGUGACUUUUUCUUUUUAAAGAGACUGUAGGUCACUGCUAUUUUUCUGUGCUUAUACUGAGCUUUGAUACUAAUAGGCUUUGCUAUCACAGUAGCCAUGAGCUAUAGAAACACUGAUAUUUUAAAUAUACCAAUGUAAGAAGGAACAGGAUGGUCUCUAGAUUCCCAGGACUGAAGCAUAGCCAAUCAAGUAACUUAUUAGCCCUUCACUGUGGCAUAGCGUAGGCAGGUUCAGCUUGCUCCACUGCCACUGGCUGUCACAUUUAUACAUGGCUCCCAGAAUAACUAUUGAAAGUGUAGUGUUUUAAUUAGGCUUUCUAGGUACUUAUGUAAGGAGCCUAUCAUCUUACCAUAUUAUGCCAUUGUAGGGUAUUCCAAAAGUCUUGAUCAAAGUUUUAAGCCAUGCUUAAAAAAUUGUGCUUCUGGGACACUUGUAUAUCCAAGAUUGAAUUGUCUGUGGCAGGAGAGUGGGGGAGCUGACAAGCAGUGAAGAUGGUUUGUCACACUUCCCUGUUGUCACUGAUUGCACUAAAUUAUGUUGACUUUAUUUCUCUUCUGCUUUUGGCCCAGUUCUUACUAGGGCCUGUACAACUUGUCAUAAGAGGAAAUGAAACAUUGAUUCUGUGCCAGGCCAUGAUGCUUCACAGAGCCAGCCCCCAGAUUGCCCUUUCCUGUGUCACAGUCUUGGUUGGUGCAGUUGGGGACCUCAGCAGCUCAUCUAUUAACCCCAAGACAGGUUCUGGCUGGAUGACAAGUGGUAUCCUAUAGGCUCUAGGCUUCCUGCACCUACCUAGGCGCUAGGUAUUCUUCUAGGCUUCACUGUAAACUAAAAAGCUGUACCUAUGGUCACCUCAUGAGAUGAGAAGGCUGACUUCAGAUCACUCUUGACUUGAAGAGUAUAAAAAGCUUACAAGGUGUUAUCUGUGCUAGAGCACUGGGAAGCAAAAAGGAAAGAAAGAAUUUAUUGAUUGAUAAGAUCACAAAGGUUAGAAUAUAUACUUUGUGUCAGAGAAAAACACAUCUACAGCUUUUGGUUGUGAGCAGGCUCAAAGGAAAAGAUUAUGACCAUCCUUAUUGUGCAAUGGAGAUGAGUGAACAUUUUGAAUUUAUUUAAUGCAAUAAUGAAGCCAUCUGUAUAUGAAAUGCACUUAAAUAUCUCUAGAGAGAACUUGUUUGGAGUUGGAUAUAUAGUUAAUGUCGAAUGUAGACAUUUUACACAUAGUGAUAAUGCUGCUAAUUUUAGUUUCUCAUAAUGCACCAUACUUUGUUGGUGAAUUCAAGAGAACAAACUCUUUGGGAUUAUUUUAUAGCAAUUUUAUUUUUAAAGUUAAUUUGUUAAAAAGCCUUUAUAUAGUCAUUAAUAUAUUGUAAUAGAUUGCAAAGAUUAUGUAUCUGUGUGAGGUGUAUAUGCACAUUUUUUCAGUUAUAUGCAUAGAUUUUCAAUAUCAAAAUGUCCAUUGUUCCUACCUUCUAAAGAAGAUUUCAUGUUCCAUGACCAUUAGCAUCAUUAUGUGAUCCCUGCUUUUUUAGUGUGCUAUCUGUUCUUCUUUUACCUUCUUUCCUUGACAGUGAGACCAUGCUGCUUCACAGAGCUAGAGACAUAGCCUCCAAAUUGCCCUUCUUGAUAACAUUUAAGCUUGCAGGUUCUCAUAGAACUGGAACAUAUACUUUGCAUUUAUUUUGCCUUUAAAAUUUUAUAGAAAUAGAUGUACUUAGAAAAUUUCUGUCAGUAGCAGAAACAGCCAGGGCCGGCUGUUUUGGUUUCAUGGCUCUUUAAGUCCCAUUUUUUUUAAUGGACUAGCUCUUGGUGUGCUGUAUCUAAAUUUGAUACAUAAAAUACAUGAUUCAUUACACAUGAGAAAGUGACAGGGAGCAUGGCACAGUGGAUAGAGAACUAUUCUUGGAGUUAGGAAGACCUGGGUUCAAGUCUUGCCUUUGUUACAUAACUGACUGUGUGACCCUGGGCAUAUUAUUUAUCCUCUAAGUUCCCCAGGCAUAAAGUACAAUGAGGGGGGCAAUUUGUAUUGGUAGAACAAGUUCCAGAGUUCUUUUCCAGGAAUUUGCUAAACUGAUAAAAUCAUAGGUGUAGUUUAAAAAAAAAGAAAAUAGGCAUAUUGCUUACUCCUUCCUUACUUUGUUCUCGCUAGUCACAACUUAAAAUUCUUUCCUUUCCCUAAUCAAAACUGAUUUCAUUAUACAUGAGAUGCACACAGUAACCUAAUGACUGAUGGCCCAGUUCACUCUAGGAUAAAAAAAGCCAGGGCAGUUAGGGUGGAUGGAAACAAAGACUUGAAAGUAGCAUUUCACGUCAAAUUUCAAGAGUUACUAGGCCUACCUUUACAUCUUUGUUAAAGAAUCCAAUUUAGGUUUGUCUCAGUUCUCUGUAGAUACAUAGUUAUGACUUUCAUCUUUCAAUAAUUUACUGAUUGGAAGUUGUAUAAGUGGAUUUCCUAACAUUUGAGACCAUAAGAGUUAGAAAUUACAGAAUUACAUCACUGGUGAAACCAGGCUGAAAACUAAUUUCCCUUUUGAGAACUUGGAUUGCAUUCUUCUUGGCUGCAUUUCAAGAUGACAGUUUAACCUGGAAAACUCUGCUUGAAAUCCUGACCCUUAGAUAUUCAUAACAAUGCAAACAUCCACCAGUGUGUUGCUAUUUUAAUUGAAGUUUCUGAAAUGAAAUUGCCUUAAAAAAAAACUCCAAAACAUCCAAGUAGAUGUCUUUUUAUAUUCACAUUCUUAUAUUCAAACCCAUUUGGUUUUUGCUCAUAAUUUGGCCAAAAGAUCUUACCACCAGCAUUGCAGAGAAAGGAAUCCUGCACACAUUUCUAUGUGUCUUUGAAGUGCAACUUGUGCAUGACUAGGGAGCACCAAAAGUUGAUGAGAAACAUAAAGGUGAAGUUACUAUGGACCAGUACUAUGCUCUCAUACCUAAAACUUUCCUCUGGUGAAUUCUUCAGGAAAGAGUCUGUCUGUUCCAGGGAUGGUUACUGUUUUUAAUGAGAUAAUGAAUAGCACUUUAGAUAGGCUAUUUUCAUAUUGUGUGGUUUUUUAUCAUUCUCUUCCUCACUUUGAAGGUCAGUGAAAAAUCACAAAGCAAAGUUAUUUAAAGUUUAUAUAUAGGUUGAUGAAUAAGGUGAAAGUUAAGGGGUUUACAUAGCCUGCUAAACAGUAGGUUUUUAACAUUUGGUUAUCUGAGUUUCUGUUGUUGAAAAUGCAUGUUAGCACUUGUUCUUGUGUAUGUUUACAAUAUAUGAUAGGGUCACAUGUACAGCUUGGGUAUGUUUUUGGUAACUAUUCAGAGGGCUGCUAAAAAUACAUUUUAAAUGUAAUUGUUAGGUUUAUUCAUGGAAGGGAGCACAGAUAUUGCUAGGAACUCAGGAUUGACUAUCUGAAAUUAUGUAGAAUAGAUUUUUGAAGGUUUAUAACUCCUUUAGAGAUUGCUUUGUUAGAUAUAUACCUACUUAGGAAACUAAUUUCUGACAUGAUUAAGUCUUUGCAGUUAAUAUUUUCAAGAAGUUUACACUGAUUAGAUUUAAAAAAAAAUCAUGUAGGGCUCUCCCCUACAGUCAUUUUAAAAGUAAAUACACACAAGUCUCUUGGGACUUGACGUGUACCACAAAGGUCCUUUGGUCAGAGGAGAGUCUAGGCUGAUAUACAAAGACACUGUAACUGUUUAAUUUCCCAGAAGUUUGAGGGGCGAUUUAAUUAUUUGAAAAAGAAAUAUGAAGAUAAGUUAGAAAUCACAAAUUUCAUCAGGCAGAUAGACUUAAAAGGUCAGAAUGGCUAUCUUGGAUAGGAUAAGAAUUGUAGCAUAGUUCUUGUGUUUGAGGUCUGGAGUAUGUCUGAUGCCUUUCUAGGAUGACAAUGUUUUAAACCAGGCUACUAAAGCUAAGGACUGUAUCUGGAGAGGUCAGGGAGUUGUUUUUGUAGCAGUUUGGACUCUAUGAUGCUCUUGUCACUUUUUAACAUUUUUCCAUUUAAAGAUACUAGAUUCGCCCAAAGAAUAGUUUGACAAAAAAAAUUUACAAAAUAUUUACUGUGUAUUUCAUAAGUUUAAGAAAUGUUUGCUUCCCUACUGAUGAAAAGGAUGGCAAAGUACACACUGUUCAGUGUACCUUUGAGGGGAAACUGCACAUCUAACACAUUUCUAGGCAGCAUAGGGAGAAGUAGCAGAGGAAACUUUGGGCUUUGGAGUCAGGAGAGUUGAGCUUGGCUCCUCCCUUUGGGUGCUUCUUAGCUGUUGGCCCCUGGGCAAGUCAUCCCUAUCUGUAAAAUGGGGACAGUAUUGCUACCACCUCAUAUGGCUGUUGUGGGAAAGGUGCUUUGCCAACCUUAAAGUGCUAUAGAGAUGUGAGUUGUUACAGAUACUAGAGGCAGUGAGAUGUGCAUAUGCACUACCAGUAUCAUGGCUUCUUCUGUAGCCUGUACUGCUUGAGAGAGGACAUGGAGGUAGUAGUAUCAAGGAUAUGGAGCUUUCUUUUUUAGAAAAGUAUUUCAUUUCUUAAGCUUGGUAUAAAGGUUUUCACUUGAUACCUAUUUUAUAACCACAUUUUCUCUAUUGAUGGUAGUGUCAAAUCUGAGUGUUUACGUUGAUUCUGGGAUUUACUGCAUGUUUUCAGAAGUGUGUGUCAUUUCUAUUAAAUUUGUGCUCCAUCUUAGUGCUUUGGUCUUAUUUUUAAAUGUGCUAUUUAUCUUACGUAGAGGACCCAUUGGCAUUUUUCUGAAAAAUAAACUUAUUUGCUACAAAUUAAUUAAA
Trichosurus vulpecula (common brushtail) is the source of this 7257-nucleotide messenger RNA. RefSeq names its product kinesin light chain 1 (gene KLC1). NCBI's taxonomy places the organism in Eukaryota, Metazoa, Chordata, Mammalia, Diprotodontia, Phalangeridae. The transcript is spliced from 16 exons. Gene Ontology annotation, biological process: axo-dendritic transport. The record is from RefSeq and is a predicted model, not a curated record. Gene Ontology annotation, cellular component: membrane-bounded organelle; kinesin complex; cytoplasm. Gene Ontology annotation, molecular function: kinesin binding. The coding region runs from base 440 to 2353 and encodes 637 amino acids.